CCUGAACACUAGGUGCAAAAUCAAAUUUUGGAUAAGCGAUCAACACACUGUUUAAACCUCGUAUUUGAGUAUAAAACUAAUUAAUUUUCUGCAAUUUUGUUGAUCACUUUGGAUACUACACUGAUGGGCGUAUUGUGGUCAUGUAAAAUGGCUGUUACUACAGGAUGUCAGUAAAACAUGAAUGAAAAUGUGAUCUUUAUGAAUUUCUGAUUUAUUUACCCAGAGGACUUGCACCUGUUUUCAUCAUCAUGGAGUGGGUAGAGAUAAUCGAGCCUCGCACCAAGGAGCAUAUGUAUGCAAACCUUACUACUGGAGAAUGUGUUUGGGAUCCACCUCCUGGUGUGCCUGUAAAAAAGACAGACAACAACCAGUGGUGGGAAUUGUUUGAUCAGAAUACAUCCAGGUUCUAUUAUUACAAUGCAACUUCCCAGAAAACAGUCUGGCAUCGACCUCAAAACUGUGACAUUAUACCCCUUGCAAAGCUGCAGACCCUAAAACAGAAUACAGAGCCAGUUGUUGACGACUCAGUGUCAUUGACUGACAAGGAAACAACUGGGACACAAACACCUGGUCAUACUCGACGAGAUGACAAAGGAUCUGGCAUGGAGCCCAAACGAAAUGAAGCCAUUCGUCUCAGUACACGCAGUAUGCAGUCUGUCAAAAAUUCAGUCAAUAGUGAAACUCAGACCUCGCCUCUGGCAUCUCCACACAUGAACAGGAGACCUCACCAUCAUCAUCAUUACCAUCACAAACAUCAUGCACAUCAUUCUCAAUCAUCUCAUGUUGAUAAAGAAAAACAUGAAAAAUCGAGUAAAGAAAGAUCUGCUGAGAGAGAUUUGAUAUCUGAUAGCCGUAAUCCAAUUGCUGAUUGGGAGAGGGACAGAGGAAUGGAUCGAGACAAAGACAGAGAAAGGCGAAUUGAAAAAGAGAGGAGAACUGAAAAAGAUAGAAGGGAGAAGAUGCAAGAAAGGGAAAGAGGGCACGAAUGGGACCACCGUAGUGAAAAGGAGAGAAGAUCUGAAAGAGAUCGUCCAUCUGAUAGGAAUGAACGAGAGAAUAGAGAGAGAGAGCGCUCUACAGCCACAGGCACAGGCUCCACUUCAAGCCACCAUCCGUGGCCAAGUAGAACAGCCCAAUCACAGGAUUCUGGAAGAUCGAGCGACUCAAGCUCAGUCUCCCAUAGUAGGACAUCACUAGAAUCAAGUGGUUAUCGCAUGAACGAGUCACCCCUUCAUCAAACCAAUAGAAGUGAUCGUUCAGAAAGAACUCAACGGUCGGAAGUUGGAGAUAGAAGGGACCAUGCCGAGAGAAAUGAAUGGACUGAGAAAUCUGAACGCUCUGAUCGCCCUGAGAAAGAAAGACCCGACCGACUUGGGCUGCGACCAAUUGCUGCCUCCACUAGCACUCCUUUAUUCAAAAAGAAACCUCUAGGAGAGGUGAAUUCGCAGCAGCAGUACCAGAAAGGAAGUCUUGACAAGUAUGGGCUUCUUCCAAGUGGGUCUUCAGGAAGAGAUCCGCCUCAAACACAGAAUUUACCUAAGCAACGCAGUUUUGAUGUUGAAUGCAUUACUGCAGCUGGAGGAGCUUUUAGCUAUGAUGGACGACACAAAGUUCCUACCCCUAGCCAGUUGGCGAGGAGUUACAGCUUCAUGCAAAAGAGAGAGAGAGAAAGAGAAAGGGAUGGUGAUAGAGAUGAAGAUGACUCUAUGCACGAGAAAUAUUUCAUGAAUCCAGUGGCGAUUCGUUCUGUAGAGUCCACCCCUCAAACUAGGAGGAAAUACCAUCACAGUACCGCCGAGCAUCCAGCACUCCCUACUCCUAACAUGUCCCGUAAAUCCUUUGUGACACGCCCUCAUCAUUCACAACUUCCGCAUUCCUCUCACAGUUCGUCUUCCCACUCCCGAACCCGACGCAGUCCAGCUACUGGUGCCAGCUUUCGUAGUAAAAACACUGGAGAAAUUUCUAGCAGUGAUGAUGAAUCAAGUGCAUCACUGUCACUCUCUGCUUCCCCUCCUGCUAUAUCUCCAUUGUCUCCUCGUGCAAGCAUCAGGACUCCAUCACAUGGUAAAGCAACAUAUCCUCCUGAAAGAGAACCUCAAAGUGCUCGAGAAAUGAGGAAAGCUUUUGAAGAUCUGAAGAAGACCAAAGACCACCAGGUUGCCAAGGAGAAACAACUUAGUAGUAGAGAACCGAAAGACCAAAGGGAUAUGAAGAAAUCAAAGGAUGCUUCAAUCUCCAUACACAAGCAGGAUGCAAAAUAUUCAGUUAGUGAGAGAGAUUUAUCUGGAAGUAAAUCAAGAAAUCUUGGCGGAAAAGCCCCACAAGAGAUCGAAGGGAAGGCCAUGAAGGAUGUGUGGGAAUUGAGAGUUCCUCAUAAAGAUGUUGCUGUUAGCAUAGCCCCUGAGUAUAAGGAUCCAUAUGAUAGUAGAGAACGUAGGCCAAGAAAUAAUACUGAAAGAGAUAUACGCUCUUGGGAGCCCAAGGAUGCAAGAGAUUCAAAAGAAUCCCGGGAAUCCCAUAAAACAGCAAAAAGUACCAAAGACUCAAGAGAUUCCAGCUUUUCAAGAGACAUUCGAGAUGUGAAGACUACAACCCAAGGAAGAGAUGUAAGAGAACCCCAAAACAAACUUGAUAUACAUCAGUAUUGGGAAUCUGAAAGAAAUACCCAUGAAAACCGAGGAAGCAGAGACACUCAGCUGAAGCCGAAAUCAUGGGAUCGCAGUGGAACCAAAACCAUUGCUGAAUCCAGAGAAUCUAAAAAUAGUGCUACAAGUACCAAGGAACCCAAGACAAGUGUUGCUGCUACCCGAGAAUCCAGAGCUGUAGUUGCCGCCUCAGACAGAUCUUCUAGCACGAACAAUGGUAAUAAUAAAUAUAUGUCUGAAUCUGAUGCUGACAAUAACUCACCCCUCUAUUCCAAUGUUGACUACCCGUCAUAUAUUAUGGAUUCAGAGAAGCAUUCUCAUCUGCUGCCAUUACAGCAGUACAUUUUAGAACAAGCCAAACUCUCAGGCUGUUAUCGAUUUGGAGAUCCAUUAAAUGAAGAAGUUGAUUCUCUCCACUCUGAUGAUGAGGAUCGACUUUCAAGGUCUCGACCCGAAGAUGAUAGCGAUGAAUUUGCUGAUGAUGAGGGAAUGAGCAACCAGGGUGACUCCAGUUCGCAGGAAUAUUUGGAUGAUAGCAACUACUUGGAAGAGGAAGAGGAUGAUGACGAUGAUGAUGAUGACGAGGACAAUAGUUAUGUUUCUCAUAGGAAGUACUUGCCUUCUGAUCCACAAAUGCCCGACUAUGUUGAUGGUCAUGAAGCAAGGAUGGCCUCUGGCAGUUCAGGCCUUUACUAUAAUACUGGUAUGACUGCUCAUGGAAGCCUGCAAUCUAAUCAGAGACCAGGUGCUCUUAAUUUACCACAAAGUGCUCCCCAAGAAACUGUCCAUGCAUCAUUGAAACGAAAGAAGGAUGCACCUCUUCCACCUCCACCUGCCUUGUACUCCCCAAUUAUGGAACGUCAUGAGUUUGCCGUUGGUCCUCUUUCCCCUCAGUCUGAUCCUGGUUGCCCCUCGUCCCCAAGGCCCUUUCUAUUUCACACUCCAACUGUUUGUUGCUAUCAUCGUCCAAUAUCACUACCGAUCUCUCCAGCUCCCUCUGUACCCCGGUCCCCUGCCCUGCCAUGCCCUGCCCACUCCUUUGUUUUUCCCAAGGCGUACCUUCCAGUGAUUGGCGGGCCCGUGUCAGUCCAAAUGUGUCAGGUGUCUCGCUCUGCACUCAAUCGAGAAAAGAAACAAGCAUCUGAUAGUGACAUUGAAAAGUAUGCUCAAGACAAUCUUAACAUUCACAAAAAGGGUAUCUUUCGAAAGAAAUUUUCUGUCAGAGAUAUGCUCUCAUGGUCAAAGGAUCCUAUCAGGAAAACUAUGCUUGUGCUUUCUGAUAAAGCUUUGAAGAAAGAUGCUUGUGAAUUGUUCAAGUUGAUUCAAAUAUAUAUGAGUGACCGAAAAGCUAAGGUUGGAAUGACACUAAAUAGUGUAGCUCUGGACAUUUGCAAUAUAGGAUAUGGCAAACCUGCCCUAAGAGAUGAACUGUACAUACAAAUAUGUCGUCAAACAACUGAAAAUCCGAGGAGAGAAAGCUUGCGUAGAGGCUGGGAGUUAAUGGCUAUAUGUUUGGCAUUCUUCCCACCAUCACCCAAGUUCCAAUCAUACCUUGAUGGUUAUAUGAAUCGUCACCGUGAUCCUAGUUUCGAUUUCCCUGAAGUUGGAAAAUGGCCUAUUCAUGUACAAAUCAGUCACUAUGCAACUGUUGCCUGUAAGCGACUUGAUCGUAUUGGUGUUAGUGGGAAAAGAAGUCCAAGAAAACCUUCUGUAGAGGAAAUUGAUCAAGCAAGGAUUCAAAUAUUUCGUCCAAGUAUGUUUGGUAACACACUUCAGGAAGUUAUGCAAGUUCAAAGGGAACGGUUUCCACACCGCAAACUUCCUUGGGUGCAAACUGCUUUAUCUGAAGAAGUGCUAAGGCUUGAUGGAGCUCGAACGGAAGGGAUUUUCAGAGUUUCUGCUGAUGUUGAUGAAGUGACAGCCCUUAAGUCUCGUUUAGACCAUUGGGAACUGCCUCAGGAUGCUUCCACUGAUGCGCAUGCUCCUGCAUCUCUCCUGAAGUUGUGGUACAGGGAGCUGUACGAACCACUUAUACCAGAUGCUCUUUAUAAUGAAUGUGUUAAUUUCCAUGACCAACCUGAAAAAGCAAUAGCAAUUGUGCAGCGUCUCCCAGAACUAAACCGUCUUGUUUUGUCCUAUCUCAUUCGUUUCCUUCAGAUAUAUGCAAGACCAGAAGUGGUUCAGGUUACAAAGAUGGAUGCCAGUAAUCUUGCCAUGGUCAUGGCACCUAACUGUUUGCGCUGCACUUCAGAAGAUCCUAGGGUAAUUUUUGAUAAUGCCCGUAAAGAAAUGGCAUUUUUACGCACCCUUAUUCAAAGUUUGGAUACUAGCUACAUGGAAGGAGUAUUGUAGAUGGUUGUGAAUACCACUGCUGAAAAAGACUGACAAGAUCCGCACAAAAGCCAUCACGGAAGUUUUGUCUAAUGUUGAUCAGCUCAACAAAUCUGUUCUAUUUUCUUUGCAUUUACAGGAUUACAAGUUUUCAAAAUAGUAUAUAUUAUUCAUUGUGUUACCUUUUUCGUGACUUGGAUUAUUAUAUGCAGUAUGUACGAUAAUUGAAGUAAUGUCUACUUGCCUUUUGCCAUCUUUAUUUACUCUUAACGCAAUACUAUUGUACUCUACUUAAUUUUAAUAUUCAGCUUGUUUUAUUCCUUUUACUUAUUUAUUACUGUACCCUACAUCUUUACUCAGGCUUUUAAAUGAUCAUCAGAAAGGUUCUUGCUCUUGGUUUGUGAUCUUGAAAGUGGCUGCAUGUACCACAAAACAAUUAUUUAGUCAUAUAACCUUUGUCAUAUUUACCAAUUCUCUUCCUGUUUUAUGAGCAAUGCUAUCAAAAUACAAUUUUAUAGAUGAGAUACAACCUUGCUUGAUUAUCUUUCGUAGUACAUUUGUCAUGUCACGUUGGAUCUUUUCUCUUCAAGUAAAUGCAGUAUUUGUAGGUUUUUCUGGUUUCAAAUCUGCUAGGUCUGAUUUUGGGGCAUGAUAUCAUGAUCUCUGGAUUUAGGUAGCUAUUUCCAUUUCCCUUUGUAUUUCCAGGAUUUUAUUAUAUGAACUAGGAAGUUGUGCUGAUUCAUUAGACUGACAUUAAUUUAUUUUAGAUCCUACGGUAUCUGCAUCUACUCUUGCCAAAGCAAAAUCAAAGUCUUUUCAUUUUGAGGAACCAGGUUAAAAAUUUAAUGUAUUGUCAAAAUCUUUUUUCUUAAUUAAGGCUGUUGCGAGUUUGGGGUGCUAGUUCAUAAUUUAUUUGUCUUAUGGAAACAUGAAACGCAACAGAUUUUAACGAAGUCCUCACCUUAGCCAAUUCAUUUUAACAUACAAACAUGUGAUCUGAAAACACUCCAAUUUGUUUGUGUUUACUGAAAAUAUUGUUUUGCCCGUAUUUUCCCGCUUCACAAGUGAAGCUCUUAAUGCAGGCAGUUAGGCACUUUGCUAGGAGUUUGUAUUCUUAUUUUCCUUAAAGUUUGUAGAUAUGGACUUGGUUUCAUAAUUUGCUUUGUCAACUAACUCAAUAUUACGUUCUUUUAUUUGUGUUUGUGUAUCAAGACCAUAAUAUAGAUUAAUAGAAUUCGCUUAAUCUAAGGUAGAUGAUGUACUGAAAGACAUCUACUUAACACAUACUAACUUUAUUUUCUUUGUUAAACUUUUUUUUGUCAUUAACUUGGUAAGUUGACAAAGACUCUCAGUGCCAGUGGAGGUCUCUUCAUUUUUAAGUAUUAACCCAUAUUUUAUUGAGGUUACGACCAAACUGACAAUCUUGAAGAUUGUGUAGAUUUUCAAAACUACCGUACUGUUGAAUCUCAUUCAUGGCACGUUGCUUGAAGUAUUUAUCCUAUAUUUUAGUUGUUACUUACAAGUUGUAGCAUUACGUCUCUUCUUGUCUCUUAUUUGAUAUUUAGUCUGCUGAGAAUAUGCUUGUGUAUUUUAACUCUGUGCUGCAUUUUAUUAUUGUAACUCUUAGCUUCAGCACUGAGGCCAUUGAAAAACACAGCAUUUCAAAUUCCAAGUACAUACGUAUUAAAACAUUUAAAAAUUGAGAGUUUUGUUUUGUAUUUGUGUUGUGGAUAUGUGGGUUCAUAUAUUUUGGACAAAAUGCAGGACAUCAUAGUUUGACAGACUUAGGGUACUGCUACCUUGUUACAGUUUAUGUAUAUAAUCUCAAGCCUGUUUUUUCAUGAUUGUGGCAACAGUGAGGUUUAAAACCAAAGAUAUUUUCUUGUUUUUUUUUUUUUAAUGAUUUUUCUUGAUCAAUGCAGGGUCAAGGUACAAAUUUCUACCCCCCUCUGUAGGCUAAGAAACUUUAUUUGCAGAAGAUGAGGCUUAUUGACUUCCAUGCCAGAACUAUAUUAAAAUGCAAAAGGAGGGAAACUUUGUGUUCCUGUCUAUAUUUUUUUCAAUAUUUUCUGAAUCUGUAGGUAUGGACAGUUCCUAACAUUUUUUUUUUCUUUUGCACACUUAUUUUUAAUUUCCCACUAGUAUUUAGCGGUAUUUUCUCAACUGAAGUGUUGUGCGUGAGCCUUCCAUGGCACAAAAUUCACUUGAUGCUUGACUUUGCUUGCUGAUAGCGGAUGAAAAAAAAAGGGGGUCAUGAUGUUUGUUGAAGAGACUGUUCUGCUCUCGAGCCUCUUAUCUUCAUUCUUACAUGUCAAAAUUAAUGUUGGCCUAAAGUUUUGGAUCACAUUGUAGAGAGGUUCUCUCCAUCGUGGUGUGGAUGCAAGGCAGCUAAAUUCCAAAGCAGCUUGAAGUUCUUGGUGAGCAAUAACAGUAUAAUCAGUUAUAUUUUGUACACUUCGAUACUUAGAUGUAGGUAUUGUGCAUACCCUAAUUUGAUUGGUAUGCCACAUUAUGUAUAUCUGUUUUCUUUUAGACUUUAUUUUAAUAACUGUACAGUUAUUUUUAUUGUUACUAAUCAGCUGAAAGUAUGCUAAUCCCAAUGUGUUCUUUGAGCUAGUUGUGUUGUUAGGGAGGUAAGCUCUCAUGAUAAAGGUAGUCAUAAUAUAUAAGAUGCUAUAGAUAGUUAGGUACAAGCUCUUGUACUCACUCUCAGAUCUUGUCCUAUUUAUGGAGUGUUAUUUUAGACUGUAGGUUGAGGCAUAUUUUAAUUCCUUUCCUACUAUGUGCUAAACUUAACAUGCUGGUGCCUCCAUAACAGAAGAAUAUUUUGAAUGCACCAAGAUCUAUCAACAUUAGUUAAAACGCUCAAAACGCUUAUGCAAGUGGUUAUUUUAGAAUUCUCAAGGUUUCUUCAAAAAUAAAAGAAACUAAAUAAUAGAAAAUUUUGCUUAUUUUGUAAAGAAGUUUAUGCAAUGGAAAAGCUCAUAUCAAAGCUUUUGGGUUUGUUUACUUUUGAAGAUGGUCAAAAGCCUGUUCUUAUUUUAAACUGAGACUAAGAAGGUCUUGAAUUUGUAGUGUCUACCUACAUGCCAAUUUUCAUUGACUGUUGUAUUGGUAAGGCUUGCUGCUUGGUGAUGUGCAGAGAUGUGUGUUCGUCUUUUAGGUUUAUAGGAAUCAUUUUCUGCAUCUACUGUCUUAUACAAUUGAAGUGAUCCGAUACUUGUGAAUUAGACGACAAUAUAUACUACAUGAGCAAAUGUAUUUUGUACAAGGCUUGUUUUGUUAGGUCGGUUUGUCCAUCAUCAAAAGGUUUACUCUAGGAAUAUUUUGUUCAUCUUUAGUGCUCUUAAUUGCAAUGUUAUUCUGUUAAUUGUCAAUAUAAAAGUUGCAUGAGUGGCUCUUCAUCAGGAGGACAAUGUAGAUUCAUCAGGGUAAUGAUUGUCAAGUUUCAUGUUAAGUAAUUCUCAAUAUGUUGGCUUAGUUAUAUUUGUUGAGUAAAUUUUAUCAGAGAUUAACUACCCAACCGCAUACUAAAGAGACCAUAGAAGUCACCUUUAACAAAAUAGAACUAAAACUAGUUUGUUCUGUUUCUAUUAUUAAAGUUAGUCGCCCAGUUAAAUCAAAUUACAGUAUGACAAAUAGGCAAAACAAAUAGUAAAUCUCUACUGACGUAUGUGGAUGCAUCUAAUAAAUUGAAAACACUAACCUUAAUUUUAGCCCCUCACUUUUGACUGUUUUCUCAAUCAUUUUCAGGAAAAUGCAUGGAGGCAUAUUAUUUGCCCUCUAGUCCUAGUCUAGUCAUAAUAACAGUUGGAGUCCAAUCAUUGUUUCUCCUUCUUACCCUGUCUGUAUUCUACAUUGUACUUCAGCUUCAUUAGUCACCACUGUUUAAAUUUCAUCUUCAGGAUGUUAAUUUAAUCUUACUUUAAUUUUGUUUUCUUUUUAAUUUGUAAAAGUUACCACCAUCAUUGCCUACUGUUACGAACCAUGGCAGCCAUUUUCCAUAUUUCUGUAUGUUUUCAUUGGAAGUAUAAUAAUAUAAAUCCCGUGAUAGCA
Messenger RNA from Frankliniella occidentalis (western flower thrips), 9032 nucleotides. RefSeq names its product zinc finger CCCH domain-containing protein 13 (gene RhoGAP93B). The transcript has 21 exons. The coding region runs from base 249 to 4997 and encodes 1582 amino acids. The record is from RefSeq and is a predicted model, not a curated record. Lineage: Eukaryota; Metazoa; Arthropoda; Insecta; Thysanoptera; Thripidae. Gene Ontology annotation, biological process: signal transduction. Gene Ontology annotation, cellular component: cytoskeleton; cytoplasm. Gene Ontology annotation, molecular function: GTPase activator activity; protein binding.